CAGAACAAUGAUGAAGAAAAGGACAAGGAGGAAGUAGCUACCAGGUAAAAAGUAAAAAAAUCUAACGUAUAAAAUCACUGAUAGUCAUCAAACAGAUAACGUAAUUACUAAGCUCGGCUACAAGUAAGGCGUGUGUUGCUUUUGUUCAUAAACCUACAAAGGCCUUUAAAUAUUACUCGAGCUCUGCUUUUUUUCAAUAAAAAGAUCCUCUAUUCCUGCACUUAAAAAGAAAAUAUUGCUAUUGGCGCUUCUUUUAAGGUAGCUCGAUCUUUUAUAGGCAUACCUUUCACCUUUGGAAUAACUUGGUCUUUAUUGUAAACACAUGGAUCACACAUAGACUGAACUCAAUUAUGACAUUAGACAUUAUUUUUUUCGCGAUCGGAAUACCACGUAACAAUGACGUCACAAUGGUUUCCGCUCUUUAUCGAAUUACAGUCCUUAUUCGCACUUUUUCUGGAAAUGCUCUUUGCUAGCAAAGUUUCACAAAAAUGUGAAGUGGAAUUUCGUGAUAUCGUGGAAUUUCUAGAUGAAGGCUAUUUGGAAUUUCUACAUGAAGGCUAUUUGAUUUUAUCGCUGUUUUCGUGAAAGUAGCCUCCUAGUUGUAAAAAGAGCUCAGCAUUGAGUUUUACCCUGAUACUUUCCUGUCUUUCGAAAUCAAGCAAGCCUACCUGUCUACAAAAAUACUGGGUCGAGCCACCUCGAAAACAAAAGUGGGCCACCUGUCUCUCUUAAAGUAACAAUUUAAAACUCCAACUAUAAGAUGAGGGAAUCAAUCAAUCUGGAAGAGAGAGUCAGGUUUUUUAAAAACCAAAGAGAGCUAAAAUAUUUUUUAAAGCCUGCUAGAGUCACACCUAUGCAGAUGACACAUUGGGGAGAAAUCGAGUAGUGUAUCAAUGCAAAUGAAUUUCGGCCUUCGACUGAAAAGAGCAGCACCUUUUAGUGUUCCAGGAUAGUUAGGAACCUUUUCAAUAAUUUUACUAGUUUUAAUUUAUGAAGUUAGAAAUGACAUGUUCCAUUUAAAACUUUUGAUAGCAAAUAAACUUAAGACUCAAAAGUAUCCCACGCCCCAAAAUGCUAUAAUAUCGAAAAGGUUCAACGCUGUUGAUAAAUCUAGAAAGAAGUCACCUACCAUCCUAAAUUAGACAAUCAUUCAAUGUUUCAAAAUCCUACAAAUACGUCGUAAUGCUGCAAAUUUCUCAAUACGAGAGGAAUUAUCCCUACAUUGUAUAAGCUUGGCGAUUUCUGGAGGCCGUCUCGCCAUCUUUAUUAUAUGAGCUGUUCGAAACAUUUCCUUGCAUACUUUAACCGUUAUUUCAGACCUUUCCCAAAUAUAUCAGAUUUUUACUCAAGAACUUAGUGAGUCAGUAGGCAAGAAAGACAAGAAAACAAAUGAACGAAUAAAUCAGUAAAUAACUUGCUGCUAGGAAUCAAUCUGAUAUACAAAAGCAAAACGGUGAAAGCUUACUUCGCCUUUAUAACUUGGUGUUGAUUAGUGAGGAUGACGUCACUGAAACUGCUCAAGAUCUUCAAGCCGCUCCAGAUCCCGGCUACCGUCACGAGGUAAAUGUUAUUGUUGUCUUCCUUGAACAUUGCAUGUCAUUCUGGUAAAUCUUCAGUGACAUCUAAAGAAAAGGAAUAUUGAUUAAACAACAUAAUCUUAAUGGACUUUAUAUCAAGACAGUACACCCAGCUGCAAGAAAAAAUUUGGGCGCAAAAUAAGCUAAAACUAAACGAUGAUUUUGUGUUCAAUAGACUUGUACCACCCAAUCCCUAAUUUGCCCUUCUGUAUAGGCGUACUUGCAUUUUAUUUUGAAAUAUUACUUUCAUAGUAAAAGGAGCAUUAGAAUCACGUCCCUAAAAGCAUUUAAGGCCAUUAAAAGAUGUGGACCACGUCGAAAAAGCACUUAACUAAGGAGGUAACAAGGUUACGAGUUGAGCGAUAAUUUGACCCCAUAGAACCAAUAAGAGUUUGCUAAGACUGGAUUUCUCAUAUUAACGACAGUUUAUAGCAUUUUCAGGCGAACUUUGAAAAAAACAUUACACGUAAAGUGCCAAACACCGUGUAACAGCAGGGCUGUACUCUAGCAGAGCCCGGUGGCCCCUGGUGCCUAACUUUUGCUCCUGGGCGACUAGAAAAUCUCAGAUUUAACAUACAAAUCAUAUGCUGGGCAGCCUAGAUUUUACACGGUCAGAGCACUGGGCACCCUUCAAUUUUCCUUAGAGCACAGCCUUGAACAGGCUGUCGAAAUACUGAACUGUUUAGGCCAAGUUUUUUUCCUGAAGUAGCCAUGCCAUCCUGAGUGCUGUUGAGUCAAUCAAGAGUUGUAGAACUGCGAUACAAAACAUUGUGGUUUUUUCCUUAGGAGCAGUACACUGACGGAGGGCGUUUGGUGCGUCAAUGUACGGAACCCGGUGGUGGACAUAACCCAAUUUGGUAAGAAAGUCCGAAGUACAAAAAAACGAAGAUUGUUCCCAAACCAUAGUUAUAUCUUCACCUCAGUCAUAAUAUAAGGAGCUACAAAGGCUCAUAAUUAAAAUAAUAGGACCGCUGCCUGUUAUUUCGCCAACCACAAAUCAAUAAUGAAUUAAAGCGCCGCUCAAAUUUAAUGUCAAAAACAAUUUAGUUUUUUUCAGUCAUAAUCAUUCUGUAGUACUUCUCUCUUUUUGCUACGCAAAUCAUCAAAGGGGAUAUUUUGGUAACUCCGCUGACCAUCAUGUCCAGUGACUGCUUUGCACGUUGUGGAGAAGUUAAUCGUUUUUAAAGAAAGAAAGACAUACGGGUGGGGGAUAUUCGACCAUACAUAAAAUGUUAGUGACAUAAAUUAUUUUACGUGUCCUCCAGUUGACAAAAUUCAGAAUAUUUUCAUUCAAACUGUUCGCUUCAUUGAGAACAAAUGACUACUUUUGUAAAUGUACCUUCCUCAACUGAAUUUUGUAUCUCAUAAAAUUGUGAUUUAAUUCAAGAUAUGCAGAAAUCUCCAUCUACUUGGUAUAAAAGUUUUCAAAAUACUAACUGCUUUUGAAUAUCCUUUCUUCUAGCGGUAUAUCAUGUCCACAAGUUCCUACUGGGCCAAGGGUAAGAGCACCAAAGCUAGGCAAUUAACUUUUUUAUCAAGCCUGUAACAUAAAAUUAUAUUAAUCACAAACUGAAGAUUUUCGCUGACUUGGUGUGACAAUUCACUGACAAUUCAAUCUAUAGCUGUUGACCUCAGGAAAGAUCUUCCCCAUCAUUUGAAAGACCUCCCAAUUUCUCCUUCCCAUACUUACUAAAAAAAUAUCUACUGAACUGACAAUUUGAAAGUUGACCAUAUUCGUUCUUCUCUCUAUAUAAUGUAUAGUGUGUGUGUGUUAUUUAUUUAUUAAUUAUUGUUUUUUCUUUGCUACUAUUAUACCUGUCACCACUGUGUUAAAGAUAUAACUUUAUAGCUAGGAGCUAGGAGCUAAAUUAGCAAAUGUUUUCGUGCUAGACAUCCUUUUAUCAUAAUGUAUCUAUCUUAUGUAACAUUUUUUUUUUCUUUCCAUUAGCCAUCGUAGAACUGAAUGUUAAAAUUCUGUUUAGUUGGAUGUAAAUAAUAAAGGUUGUUGGUGUGGUUGUUGUUCUGGCCAAGCAAAGGCACGAUAGUGUGUGGAUAUAGUGUACAUAUAGUGGACUUCGAACAGGUUUUCGGCGACCAUACCGAUAUUUUAAGCUAAUUUUCAGUCGCGAAUUUUUUUCCUUUUCCGAUCGCCACAAAGUGUUCAUCACAAACUGAUUUUGAAUUGAAUUUUGUCAAAAUGUAAGUGAAGUGACUUGGUAACAUGAACAGCUCAAGCUAAUUUAGUUUUCACUUUUAUCUCUCAUAGGAAAACCUGGACUCAGAUCCUAGUGUGUUGACCAUUUUUUACAUUUUUCUCUUGUUUUUGACUCUUAAAGAUCAUGUCUGUUCGAUUUUGUACGUUUUGAUUUAUGUGUUGUUCAAUGUUAUAUAG
This is a messenger RNA of Porites lobata, 3969 nucleotides long. The record is from the annotation of a GenBank genome assembly. Lineage: Eukaryota; Metazoa; Cnidaria; Anthozoa; Scleractinia; Poritidae.